CAACAACUUGUUAAUUUGCCCACACCAGAUAUCAAGUGGGAUGGGGUAUCACCUUAUUCAACGAUGAACAAGAUAAUACCACAAUGAUAAGACCACCAAGUAUUCCAGAAUUUUAAUGGGAAAAAACUCAUUGAAAAAAUGAAGACAGGUUGAGGGAUUGCUUCUAUAAAACUAUACAAAGAUACAUCUUGCAUUCCAAUUGCGCACAGAGCAAGCAAGAAAAAUGGGUUCAGUUGAAGUAAACGAAAAGCUUCAUGUUGUGAUCAUUCCAGCUCCAUUUCAGGGGCACAUUAACCCUAUGCUUAAACUAGCCAAAAUUCUUAAUCACAGAGGUUUUUACAUAACCUUUGUCAACACUGAGUACAACCACAAACGCUUGCUCAGAUCCAGGGGACCUAAUUCCCUGGAUGGUUUGCCUGAUUUCAAAUUCGUGACCAUCCCGGAUGGUCUGCCUCCCUCAGAUGCUGAUUCAACCCAGGAUAUACCAUCUCUUUUGGAUUCCAUAUCCAAAACCGGCAUCGUCCCUUUUAAUGCUCUUCUUUCUAAGCUUAAAAACUCUGUCCCGGAUAUUCCUCCGGUAUCUUGCAUAGCCUCUGAUUGUGCAAUGUUCUUCACUCUUGAAGCUGCUGAACAAUUUGGUCUCCCAGUAGUGUUUUUCUGGACGGCAAGUGCUUGUGGCUUCUUGGGGUAUACCCAAUAUCGCCACUUAAUUGAAAAGGGAUACACUCCUCUAAAAGACAUGAAUCAGAUGUUCAAUGGAUAUUUGGAAACAAAAAUUGACUGGAUUCCUGGAAUGAAACACGAUAUAAGAUUGAGGGAUCUUCCAAGCUUCAUCAGAACCACAUCCCGGGAUGAUUUUAUGCUGAAUUACCUGAUGACUGGAUGCGAGAGAAUUUCAAAAGGGAGGGCUGUGCUGUUGAACACCUUUGACGAGUUGGAGCAGGAUUCCCUGAAUGCUCUGUCCGCCAUGUAUUCAGAUGUUCUCAGCAUUGGACCAUUGCCAUUAGUACUCAAUCAAAUUCAGGACGAGGAGAAACUUCAAUCCAUCCAUUCAAAUCUCUGGAAAGAAGAACCAGGCUGUAUCGGAUGGCUCGACACGAAAGAACCCAACUCUGUAGUCUAUGUGAAUUUCGGCAGUAUCACUGUGAUGAGUGCUCAGCAACUCACAGAAUUCGCCUGGGGACUUGCCAACAGCAAGAAACCAUUUUUAUGGAUCAUCAGGCCCGAUAUAGUGGCCGGCGAUAACGCAAUGGUGCCACCGGAUUUCUUAGCGGAAACUAAAGAAAGAAGUAUGCUGGCAAGCUGGUGCUCACAAGAGCAAGUCCUGAAUCACCCUGCCAUUGGAGGGUUCUUAACACACAGCGGAUGGAACUCCACCCUGGAAAGUAUUUGUGGCGGAGUCCCGAUGAUAUGCUGGCCGUUCUUUGCUGAUCAGCAGACAAAUUGUAGAUACAGCUGCGCGGAAUGGGGAAUUGGGAUGGAGAUUGACAACAACGUGAAGAGGGAUGAGAUUGAGGUGCAAGUGAGAGAGCUGAUGGAUGGUGAAAAGGGGAAAAGAAUGAGGGAAAAAGCUCUGGAAUGGAAGAGCAAAGCAGGAGCAGCCAUAACAGGACCAGGUGGAUCCUCUUGCCAGGAUUUGGAGAAGCUUUUCAAAGAGAUUCUCGAGUCCAAUUCAGUCUGAUAAUUAUCUGAAUUUGGUGCAAUUGGUUAUUUAAUUUGACGAAAGACUUCUUUUGCGACACAUGAAAAUUAAUGAUUGGUUGUGUACUUGACUUUUUCUGCAUCUGAUUAGGCAACCUGGUGAUUUUGAUUUGCUUUGGAUUAGGUUGAGUGCGAUCAUCAACUAAAACCUACUAGUUAUAAUGAAAUCCUUUGAACACAUGAUCAUUAUACCCCAUUUAUAAUGACUAGUUCUGUUAUCGUCGCCUACGUGCGACCAGUUCUUAUUUUGAGGUGAGAAGGGAACAAUUGUUUAAUAACAGUAUGUAUUAGUACUAAUGAUUGUUGCCACAGAAGAUUAUAGAGAUUUACUAACAAAGGAAGAUUGAAUCAAUUUUAACAAAAAGCAACUCAUCUCAGGAGGUUUUUGUAUAACCAAC
Oldenlandia corymbosa var. corymbosa is the source of this 2099-nucleotide messenger RNA. Lineage: Eukaryota; Viridiplantae; Streptophyta; Magnoliopsida; Gentianales; Rubiaceae. The record is from the annotation of a GenBank genome assembly.